UUCGUGCUUUACCCCGGUGUGGACACAAGUGCGUCGGCGGCGGCGUCUGGGCAUCUUCAGAAGAAUUGAUAGCAGAGCAUCGAGGAAACGGGGGACACUACUGCUGUAUCAUGUCUGAUUGGAUCUCAAUUUCAAAGAUUCGGUUGCAGAAUAUACCGGUGCCAGUGGAGGGACGCCCAGAUUUCUUCAGGGUAGUGUUCUUCGAUGGAACAAUGGAGGUCAGGACGAAAUCAAAACGAGCGAACCUUGACGGUUUGGUCCAGUGGACAGAGCGGCUAGAGGUUCUGGCGGAUGACACCGCCAUCAAGCUGGUGGCCACUGUCCAGCAGCGUAGUUUCCUCGGGGAUUGGGUCGCAGGGCCCGACUUUCAUUUCAGUGGCUCUUCGCUGCCCAGCAAAUGGCGUCAUACGUCCGAGCUCCCCUCCGCCCACAAGUUCUACGCCGAGCUGAGCGUCGAUUGUCAAGAAUACCUACCACCGUCCACAAGCUCGGACAAGUCCGAGGCCCAUUUUCGUGGGCCCUCCAAGCUUCCCAGUCCUAGCGCUUUUAGUUUUUCAGGGCUUGGUAGUGUUCGCAAGGGGAGCGACAGCUCCUCCCCUUCCUCGGUGGCCGCAACGUCGAAGACCUUGUUGUCAUCUGCGGUUGGGGGCGGCUUCUUCGGUGAUGGCACGAGACGAGGGGCCUCUUUGGAGGGUUUCUCGGCAUCCUCCGCUGUGUCGGCGUCAUGGCCGUCACGUGCGACCCACGAGACCAGGCCGCGGUACAGCUACCCGCUACGACAGGAGGGAGGGCUGUGGGGGGUGGUAGGCUCAACAGGGAUGGUGCUUCGUUCCCGUCCUUUGUUGGCGAUGUCGCAGUCGUUUUCUUGGUCACCACCAGCUUCUCCGAUCGCACGGCCAAAAGAUGCUUCCGCUUUUCAGCAGCGGGUGGGCGCAAGCGAGGCUGCGGGAGAAUCGUCCCCGCCAUCGUCAAGCUGCUUCUCUUGGUCGCCCCUCGUCUCUCCGUUGGCAUUGCCAGACGAAGCUCCUGAGAGAAAAUGGGUAACGGCCGGUGCUGCGGCAACGGGGAGUGGCGCAACUUUAGCACCGAUUCUGCCGGGACCGGCGAGGUCGGGGUCCUCCUCUCGGCGGCGUGUAGAGCCUCCCGUAGCUUUGGCAGAUAAUCUCACCGCAGUCCAGCAGUUCCGCGAGGCCGAUGGGAUUUCCCCAGGGAACAAGUUCGCGACUACGCUGGAUAUUGUGGAUGGGCAACGCAAGUUGGCGGGUCUUCAAUCCGAAAUGACGAUGUUUCCGGAACCAAGUAUCGACGCGAUGCAGCACCACAGGAAGGAAGAGUUUCUCACGCAAAACCUCCAUGACGUAGUGGCGGAGCUAGGGGCGGACCACGUCCAGGCUGCCGUGGCUCUAGACCAGCUGGCUCUGUGUGCUCGAGGGUUCGGACGGCUGGGGGAGGCCGAAAGCUUCUUCAGGCAAGCUCUCCGCAUCAAGGAACAAAAGCUGUCGCACGGUGACCUCGAAGUCGUCUGGACAUUAGAGGGGUUAGGCCGGUGCCUGCGAGAGCAAGGGCGAGCAAGAGAGGCGGAGCUUUGUCUAAGCCGGGUGGUCCAGGUCAAGCAGGCCAAGUUAGGGCCCCACGAUAAGAGUGUCGCUGUCACCUUGCACGAGCUGGCCCGAUGUGUGCGACAGACGGGGAGGGUGGAAGAGGCGGAGGGGCUUCUGAGGCAAGCCCUCUCGAUCAAGGAAGCUCUGGCGCCCUAUGAUAUGAGCGUCGCCGUGACGUUACACGAGUUAGGUCGCUGUACGCGAGCAGCAGGGCGACCGGAGGAGGCUCGAAAACUACUCGAGCGAGCGCUCCAGACGAAGAAAGCGAACGUGGGAGUCCACAAUCUUGAGGUUGCCUGCACACUGCACGAGCUGGGCUUGUGUAUGUUGCAGACGCGGCAGAUCAACGACGCCGCCUUCUUGUUCGAACAGGCGCUCCAGAUCAAGGAAGACAAGCUGGGGGAUUGCCACCCACAGGUUGCCGUCACGCUUCAUGAGCUGGGUAGAUGUUGGCGGGUAGCGGGUCGAUUGCCCGAGGCCCAAACGCUUCUCGAGCGAGCGCUUCAGAUCAAGGAAGCUAGGCUGCCUCCACACCACCUGGAAAUUUCCUGGACGCUGAUUGAGUUGGGACGGUUUUUUCGAGAGGCGGGGCGAUCAAGAGAGGCGGAAACACUCCUUCGGCGCGCGUUGCAGAUCCAGGAGACGAACCUCGGGCACGAGCACAUGAGCGUCAACUGGACGCUGCACGACCUAAGCUUAUGCGCGAAAAAUGCCGGGUCGUCCAGAAAUAUGGCUAGAAGAUUGCGAUAAGCAGGCCGACGAAUCCCCUCGCACAGUCGAAGAGAAACACCUGUGGAUCGACCAAUCAGGCCCCGUCCCCGAGUAGGUCGGCGAGCUCGUCGUUCAAGAGCCUGGGGGUUGUUUUAUGAUUAGGUUUGAUACUCCUCCAGCUUAUAUAGGAAGAGGAAGGACCCUUUUGUAUGGUGUCUCUCGUGUAAAUGGUAUGAAUUUUCUCACAGUAAGCUGAAAGAAUUCUUCACACGAGGGCGUGGAUCUCUCGUAAGCUAAGUUGGGCGGUUUUCGAGUGCAAAAGAAGCGUCGUUCCUGUUUUACCCCCCCAGGUCAACCCUUGGGUUGUGGGGUUGUGGCUUAUCGAAUGCAAUACAUGUGAGCACCCAAUCUCUUGUCCUUCGAAUGCACGACCAACCAUAGUAUUUCUGCUUACUUUUUGAAAACCUUCCGAACUAAUCGCUGGUGGCUACGGGAUGAUCAUGCC
Ectocarpus sp. CCAP 1310/34 is the source of this 2817-nucleotide messenger RNA. The record is from the annotation of a GenBank genome assembly. Lineage: Eukaryota; Phaeophyceae; Ectocarpales; Ectocarpaceae.